GAACAAGAAUUCAAGAUGGCAGCCUUCACCUGAAGCCCUCGCGUUUAUCCAUUGCCGACUUAUUUGCUUAUAUAUUUUUUUAUAAUAGAAAUAUCAGAAAGUCUUCCCAUUGGCAUAGACAAGAAUCUAGAAAAAAAUAUGACGCGAGCCGUAAACUUCUACUAGUUAUUACUAGUACUAGUAGUAGUAGUAGUAAACUAAAGUGGGACUCCCGCGAAGUACUUGUGUAUGCAGAGGAGUACUUGUGACUUGUGUUGUGUGUUGCAGAGGAGCAUUUGAACGGGUUUUGCAGGAAAUUAUUUUUUCCGAAGUGGAUCGCAGGACGCUAGAAGAACCUGAGAACAGAAUAUGCGUUGUAUAUAUUGUUCUUAGGGGGCGCAGCAAUCCCUAAACCGAGAUGGUAGAGAGUUCCCGAGAGAACAAUCUGAGAACAUCACCAUAAGGACGCAAUUUUGUGAGGCUGUAUUAAUUGGCACUAGGAACAACUCAAGAUGUCAGGAAGACCACCAUUUGUGUACCAGAAUUCUGUAGAUUUUGUUAUUGACGCUUUGAAGAGCAGUAAAGAUGAUGUGUGGCUGCUGUCCCACUCCAGUAUGGAAGGACUGGCCCAGAGCAUCAUGGAACACUGCAGUGCUGUAGGCUUUGAGAUGAAAAAUUCUACCAGGGGUGUGGUUUGGAAAAGGAUUGUCCACUGGGAGCAUUUCCAAGAUGGCUUUCCCAACAUAUUCAUAGACGAAGUCAAGGAAAUGGCAGGGAAAGAUGUCAUUUUCCUAGCGACGUUCCACUCACCACAGAUCAUAUUUGAGCAGUUGUCUGUACUCUAUGCUAUACCGAGAUACUUGGCCAGGUCAUUCCACGUGAUUCUGCCGUAUUUUGCCACUGGUACGAUGGAGAGAAUUGACACAGAAGGCCAGAUUGCCACGGCUAAGACGGGAACUUUCCUGUUACUAAUAAGUGGCUAUUGGUCUCGUCGUUCCGACGGCUGUGCGAACGACAGACUGUUGUCGGCGAUCCCACUGCUCAAGCAAGUGAUCGACAAGACUGGUCGCGCCGACGUCACCAUGGCGUUCCCUGACGAUGGCGCUUACAAGCGUUUUGCCUCGUCUUUCCCCAACACCACGAUGAUUACGUGUAACAAGACACGCAAGGGUGACAAGCGAGUCAUCAAGCUGCGGGGCGGUGACCCGAUGGGCAAGGAUAUUAUCAUUGUUGAUGAUCUCGUCCAAACAGGUGGAACGCUCAUCGAGUGUGCCAAGGCACUGAAGCAAGGCGGCGCAAAGUCAAUCAGUGCCUACGUGACUCAUGCCGUGUUCCCGAACAACUCUCACAUGAAGUUCGUAGACGGCGAAGUAAAGUUCGAGAACUUCUUCAUCACCGACUCACUGCCACAUGCUUACGACAUCGCCAAGCUGCCGCCGUUCAAGCUGCUCUCUCUAGCCGGCGUCAUCGCUGACGUCCUCUGGGGUUACGACCUGAUGCAGUAUUAGUGAUAGUGGCGCCACCUGUUGUCAAAGAAAUGUGUUAAUAUUCAUGUGUAUUUCAACUGCAGUCAGGAAAUCGACCAGUAAUAUAUUGUGUUGUGCUUACAUCAGAGCAGCUGUUACAAAGUCUGUUUGACAACUAUUGUGCAGGUCAUUUUAAUGUUGGUCUAGCUUUGCGUUCAAGAGCCACACAUUUAUUUGUGAAAUAUAAUCGCCUAGUGAAAUCAUCUGUGAGUAAUGUGGAAUCUCGUACGAUAUUUCAAAGGACGUUGGGUGAAAAUAUUACAUUGUUGUAAAUCUUGCAUGUUGGAAUACGUGAAAUAUGCAUUUAACCGCCAUAAUUCUAGACAAGUUGCAUAUCAUGAAGUCCUUUGUGCACCAGGUUAAAAAUGAUGUAAUAUUUAAAAACUAAAUUAGUGACAUUUGUUAAACUAAAAUGCAUGAGUUUUCCUGCCGGGCAGUGCCUGGUGCUUAUGUGUUAUUGGGCUACGGCUGCAUGCACCCCCUAAAUGGUGGGACGCGAAACCCAGAUCUUUCAACCCUAAGUCAAGUGUGCUAUCCACCUGAUCACAAUUGCUUCUAAGGUCUCAGUGUGAUUAUAGACCCAUAUAAUGGCUCACGUGGGAAAUGUCAUGCAUAGCUCAAAAUAGUCUUGUAAAAACAAUGGUAAAAUCUAUACUGUGAAUAUGUGUUUGUGGAAUUUUUCGUGGCUUAUAUUAUAUUAUAUAAGUCCAUCCCUUUUCGAGACAGUAUGACAUGUAUGAGAUUACUUCAGUUUAAAGAUUUAUAUUAACAGGUAAAUAAAAGAAUAAAACCAUUCCUGGUAGCCUUUUAUGGCAUAGCAGUAAGUAUGUAGUGAUCUAACAUUUUUUGUUUUUUUCUGCACUAAUUGGCAGGUGCCAGGGGAGAUGUAAUAGUUUCACCUGUAAAUUUAGUUAUUACUAAAUGUUAUUGUGGCAUUACUAUUCUCAAAUAUAGAGCAACAUGAGAGAUGCACGUCUUUAUUUACGUGAAGCUAUUCGCACAGUUGCAGCGAGUGGUUUUUUUGCAAUGACUGGGGCAGUAAUAUAUAUGCUUUUCAUAUUACACUGUUGAGUAUAACUGUAUAGAUACAUUUAUAGAUGUUUUUAGCUUUAAUUCUCCAUGUAAAAUUAGGUGCACACUGCACAGGGUAGAUUUGUACCUUGUAUUAUGACUAUUGUGCUACGAGGAAUUGAAAUGUUUGUAGGGUGUAUAUAUUUACUAAAACUGGAAUAUCAAUUUCUUAUUAAAAUGGAUGUUUUCAUAAAAUGA
Molecule: messenger RNA, 2774 nt
Organism: Priapulus caudatus
Lineage: Eukaryota; Metazoa; Priapulida; Priapulimorpha; Priapulimorphida; Priapulidae
Product: ribose-phosphate pyrophosphokinase 4-like
Exons: 10
Coding region: 492-1487 (331 amino acids)
Biological process (GO): 5-phosphoribose 1-diphosphate biosynthetic process; purine nucleotide biosynthetic process
Cellular component (GO): ribose phosphate diphosphokinase complex; cytoplasm
Molecular function (GO): magnesium ion binding; ribose phosphate diphosphokinase activity
Source: RefSeq, a predicted model, not a curated record